Strongylus vulgaris is the source of this 930-nucleotide messenger RNA. The record is from the annotation of a GenBank genome assembly. NCBI's taxonomy places the organism in Eukaryota, Metazoa, Nematoda, Chromadorea, Rhabditida, Strongylidae.
AUGUUAGAUGGUUGUCACAACAUUUUCAUCUUACAGAAGUGUGCUCCUCAAGCCCAUUCGACUCCGUUUGAUCAAAUCAGUGGAAAUCCAUUUGAAACGGCAACGGGAGGAGGCAAGGAAGUGAGUAGAUGUGUGGUUUUCAACAGUGAUUAUCCAUUAUCUCUAGCUGAUGUACCAAUCUCACCGGUUAUCCGUGAAGACAGUUUCGAAAAAGUUGACAGUUGCGUUCUGCCUGAGUAUCCUGGGUUAUCAACCGGUGAUGUUCCUGUUCUCAAAGAUACAUCAAACGGUGAGGAGUAUUUGACGUUUUUAGUAUAUGUAUUGUUGUAUUUAAAUUUAGUAUCUGGAGCUGACAAUGACGAUACUGACAAUGAUGCAAAUACUCUGGCUGCUCUUUUAGAAACAUCAAUGGAUUUGUCCUUAUGUGGACACGUGAACGGCGAAUAUCUUAUGGAUGCCGCUGGUGUAUUACCGGAGGUUAUAGGUUUCCUUUAUUAUCUGCGCCAAUUUGCUCCAGGCUUGUACCCCGAUCCCUUUCUUGCGGCAUGGGAUGAAUAUGAUGAAGAAAAAGAGUCUGAAAAUGACAGGCCUACUGAAUAUGCUAGUAAGGAUCAACUGUUUGUAACUAUGGGCAUGGCAAUGGGUGGUGCAGACUUGGAGCAUUUCCAGGAUCAAGUACUCUCGGCCUUACUUCAAAUCGCAAUUUCGUUGGUAGUGGCUGAAGAACGGCUUGAGUUUGAACAUCGUGAUUUGCAUAUUGGUAAUGUGCUUGUAUUGGAAGAGGACAACGAUUUGGAUCUCAUUUUGCUUGCAUGUUUUUUAGAGGGAACCACGCUCUUUCGUGAUCUCGAAUCUGAUGAAGAACUUUUUGCCGGUACUGGUGAUUAUCAAUUUGACAUCUAUAGAAUGAUGCGACAUGAGAACCAGUAA